AUGAAAGGCCUCUCUGAGCAAGUCCGCAACAACUUCAUCAGAGACACUAGUAUUAGGCUUCAAGAGCGCUUGGCCAGAGAGGCUGAGGAACGAUCUAGGAAGGAAGCUGAAGAGAAAGCACGCCAAGAAGAAGAAGAACGGAUCAUAGAAGUUGAAGAGAAGGUUGCUGCUGAUGUUGAGGCUGAGACAAAAGCUAAAGCCAAAGCUGAAGAAGCAACUCGUAUUGCUGAAGAAGAAGCUGCCAAGGCCAAAGCUGAUACACUGACUCGGGGGGAGAACUCCAACUCUGGGUUUGUCCCUCUGGUCUUGAAGACUCUGGAGGAACUGCAGAAAGAACAACAAGUAGUUCGGGCUAGGCAGGAUCAACAGGAUUCUGUCAACAUCAACAUUCAGAACAUGCUAUCCCAGCUGCUCCAAAAGAUGCCUCCGUCCCCAAACCCUUAG
Messenger RNA from Lathyrus oleraceus (garden pea), 444 nucleotides. RefSeq names its product eukaryotic translation initiation factor 4 gamma-like. Lineage: Eukaryota; Viridiplantae; Streptophyta; Magnoliopsida; Fabales; Fabaceae. The coding region runs from base 1 to 444 and encodes 147 amino acids. The transcript has a single exon. The record is from RefSeq and is a predicted model, not a curated record.